Wyeomyia smithii (pitcher-plant mosquito) is the source of this 1108-nucleotide messenger RNA. Its product is annotated as sodium/potassium-transporting ATPase subunit beta-1-like. The coding region runs from base 122 to 1084 and encodes 320 amino acids. Lineage: Eukaryota; Metazoa; Arthropoda; Insecta; Diptera; Culicidae. Gene Ontology annotation, cellular component: sodium:potassium-exchanging ATPase complex. The transcript has 5 exons. Gene Ontology annotation, biological process: potassium ion import across plasma membrane; intracellular potassium ion homeostasis; intracellular sodium ion homeostasis. Gene Ontology annotation, molecular function: ATPase activator activity. The record is from RefSeq and is a predicted model, not a curated record.
UCUGUAGUGUGUAUUAUUUCCCAGGGCACGGUAUGCUUCGGCAGUUUCGUGAUCGUGAUUUUUAAUACGAUUUUCAAGUUCAUUUUUCUGAUUGCAAUAAAAUAAAAACCGGAGUAGAGCCAUGGUGAAGCACGGGGAGAAAAAGGUUGACAAAGAGUAUGUGUUCGUGUUUCCCCAGAAACCGGAGCCGAAAACGUGGAGGCAGAUUAUCUGGGACGAAGAGGAAAGAAAAUUCUUCGGCCGUACGAAACAAAGCUGGUUUUACUUGUUCCUCUUCUAUGGAGUGUACUUUAUCAUUCUUUUCGCCGUGUUCUGGGGCUGCAUGGAAGGCCUUUUUCGAACGGUGAAUGACCAAUACCCGUACUACCAGCAGGCGGACUCGCUAAUCGGUGUAAACCCCGGCCUCGGCGUUCGGCCUUUGCCGCAGAAUCCGAAAAAGCCCGCCAUUAUACACUUCAAACCGGGAGGAUAUAAUGCCGAAAGUGAUUACUGGGUGACCCAACUGAACGAGUUUUUGCAGCCUUACUACAACACAUCAAUUCUGCCUGGGGAGGGAAAAAACCACGUGAAAUGUGAGCACGGAAUGCAGCCCCCACCGGAAUCUGUCUGCUCAGUUGAUACCAAACAAUUUGGUCCUUGCAAUCCGGAUAAUAAAUACGGUUACAACAGUACGCAGCCGUGCGUGUUUUUGAAGCUGAACCGGAUCUAUGGCUGGGAACCCGUCUACUACGAUGAUGUGAAUGAGCUGCCGGAAAAUAUGCCCCACGAUCUGGUCGAAUACAUCAAAAGCCUUCCGGUGGAGGACCGCAAGCAGCUUUGGGUUUCCUGCAAUGGAGUUUAUCCGGCCGACCAGGAAGCCGUUGGAAUAUUCCGCUACUAUCCUAGCCGAGGUAUUCCAUCAUCGUUCUAUCCGUACACGAACACCAAAGGAUAUCUGAGUCCGCUGAUUGCCAUCCAAUUCACGAAAUCGAAACGAAAGCAGAACAUGUUCGUCGAGUGCCGUGCAUGGGCGAAAAAUAUCAAAUACCAUGGAGGUUCCCGGUUACGUAUGGGUUCGGUGCUAUUUUCUAUGUUAAUCGAAUGAUAACAUGAGAAGGCUUGUAGAAGA